AUGCCAUCAACUGCUCCUGUCAUACGGCCUAAGAACCAACCCGUCAACGCCCAUAAGGAAGAAAGUCCCAUCAGUUACGAUAUCAAUAUCCCUUAUGUGGACGUCAAUGGCGCAACCACUGCCAGAACCAGAUACCCGGAAUAUCUGCCGACAUGGGACAAAGUGUGGUUUGAUCCACUGCCCCCAUUCGACUUUGACGAUCCCGCGCUGCGCGUCAAGGACAGGUCAAAGCCUAACCUGUUGACUCCCGAGGCUAAAGUGACCGAAAUCCAGCCGAAGAUCGGCAGUAUCAUCGAAGGGGUCCAGCUGAGCCAGCUCUCGGACGCCGCAAAGGAUGAGCUCGCAUUGCUGAUUUCCGAGCGUAAGGUGGUCGCAUUUCCGGCGCAGGAUCUGAUUGAUGCUGGGCCUGACGCGCAGGAACAGUUCAUGCGCUACUUCGGAAAACCAAACUAUCAGCCUGUCUCAGGCACGGUGCGCGGCCACCCAGGUUUCCAUAUCAUUCAUCGCGACGGCAACAAGGAAGAGAUCUCGCGUUUCCUGGAGCAGCGCACGACUACCACCCUGUGGCAUCAGGAUGUGAGUUACGAAAUCCAGCCUCCAGGCUACGUCAUGUUGGGCCUCCUGGAAGGCCCAGAAGUAGGAGGUGAUACCGUUUUCGCGGCCACCGAUAUGGCCUACAAACGCCUCUCUCCGACUCUCUGCUCUUGGCUCGAUACCCUUCGGGCCGUCCACUCCUCCGCCAAAAUGAUCAAUCACGCCCGUCUAACAAAUAGCCUCGUGCGCAAAGACCCUGUGGACACCACCCACCCGUUGGUCCGGGUCCACCCCGUAACAGGCGAGAAAUGCCUCUUCAUCAACGGCGAAUUCAUCACCAAGAUCCAGGGCCUCAAGGAACCCGAACAGCGCUGGCUCAUUGACUUCCUCAUGAACCACAUCGUCACAGGCCACGACUUCCAAGCCAGAGUAAGAUGGCAACCCAAGACAAUCGUCAUGUUCGACAACCGCUCUACUCUGCACUCGGCAAUCGUCGACUACCUAGACGAUGACUACGGUGCCAAGCUCCGCCACAUCUUCCGACUGACCGCAUUAGGCGAGAAGCCGAUCCCAGUGUACGACCAGUUCGAGUAA
Messenger RNA from Aspergillus alliaceus, 1128 nucleotides. Its product is annotated as TauD/TfdA dioxygenase family protein. Gene Ontology annotation, cellular component: cytoplasm. NCBI's taxonomy places the organism in Eukaryota, Fungi, Ascomycota, Eurotiomycetes, Eurotiales, Aspergillaceae. The transcript has 3 exons. Bases 1 to 1128 code for a protein of 375 amino acids. The record is from RefSeq and is a predicted model, not a curated record. Gene Ontology annotation, molecular function: 2-oxoglutarate-dependent dioxygenase activity.